Messenger RNA from Caenorhabditis remanei, 969 nucleotides. RefSeq lists its product as uncharacterized. The transcript is spliced from 4 exons. The record is from RefSeq and is a predicted model, not a curated record. Lineage: Eukaryota; Metazoa; Nematoda; Chromadorea; Rhabditida; Rhabditidae. Bases 1 to 969 code for a protein of 322 amino acids.
AUGGACGAUAUUUUAAUCUAUGGAGGUGUUGAAAAUAUUCCAAUGUAUAACUGCAGCGCAAGAACGCCGGAGCAGUGGUCAACUGAAACUGGUGCGUCUCAACCGAUUAUAGGAUCUAUUCAGAUCGCAUACGGUGUAGUUGUUAAUCUUCUCUAUAUCCCUAUCAUCAUCAUAAUGCUUGACAAAGACAACUUCAAACUCUCAUGCUUCAAAAUAAUGUUUCAACUUGCCAUCACAGAUUUCCUUGUAAUAUUUAUCAAUUCUAUCCUUACUGGAAUCCUUGGCAUCCAGGGAGCAGUAUACUGUACCUAUCCCACCCUGAUUUAUAUCACUGGCUCCGUCGCAAUGUCCUUGUGGUGCUCAUCGUGUUGCACUUCACUGAUUCUAGUUUGCAAUCGGUUGUUGGUCAUGUCAAAACCUCAUCUUGAAUCCGCUUUUUUUGAGAACAAGAAAACAUUUCUCAUACUGAGUUGCUCAAUAAUCUAUGGAAUUUGUUUCCUCUUCACCACUCCUCAUGUUUAUAAUUCAAAGCAUCAUGCAUGGUUCUUUGAUCCAAUGAUAUUCCCGGAGAGAUCAAAGGAAUACGAUAAUUUACCUCAUGCAAUCAAUAAUUUCUCCAUUGUCGUUCUAACAUGUAUUCUCUAUAUUCCAUUUUAUCUGAUCGUGAAAGAUAACUUGAAAGGGACAAUGACUGAGUCAAGAUUGCACAGCACCUCCGUUUUGAUAUGUUUCUCAAGUCAAGUUGCUGCUAUCAUCUACGUCAUAAUGAAUUUGACGGAAGUCUCUGCUGGUCUCAUACUUUUUGGUCACUUUCUCUGGCAAUUAGUUCAUGGUGCCCCAGUUUUCAUUUACAUCAUUUUAAAUGACAUGAUUCGGAGAAGAUUCUUCAAAAUGUUGAGAUGUAAUAAGAACAAUUCAACGGCUGUGGGGAUAUCGAUUAUCAAUCAAUCCAAUAUUGUGCCACAAUAA